Messenger RNA from Lepisosteus oculatus (spotted gar), 2539 nucleotides. The record is from RefSeq and is a predicted model, not a curated record. Lineage: Eukaryota; Metazoa; Chordata; Actinopteri; Semionotiformes; Lepisosteidae.
UAUUUCCAAUUGACUUUUCAGCUCUUCGUAUUUUAAUUCCCUCAUUCCACCCCUUCCUCUGCUACCUUAGGAAAGGAAGACCAAGGAAAACAUUACCUGCUACGGUUUUGUCUUUUGUUUGAUCUGUAAAAGGGAAAAUAUAGCACUAUCUGGACUAACAGCAUUUUUACAAUUCUAUUAAAAAGCAGCUAGAUCAUGGGUCCACUCACCACAGACAUCUGGUUGUUGUGUGUGUCCCAGUGUUUGGCAGUGGCACUCUCAGGGUCUUCCCCUGUCUUGUAUGGAGAAGUACAGUCACCUGGUUACCCAAAUCCCUACCCUGCCUCUCUCAAUGAAGUGUGGGACCUGGCUGUACCUCAGGGGUUCGCCCUCCAACUCACCUUCCGAUACCUCGAUAUUGAGCCCUCGCAAGAUUGCUACUAUGACUCUCUCACGGUGAUGUCUGGUAAGAAGGUUCUGGGAAGGUUUUGUGGUCAGAAUUCUGCUGAUGAGCAUCACCCUGGCAACAGUCCCAUCCUCUCGCCUAGCAACCAUCUGCGCCUCAUCUUCCAGUCAGACUCCUCCUCUCCUGGGCCUCAUCAGCACAUCGGAUUUAAAGCCUUUUACCAGGCCAUAGAUGUGGAUGACUGUGCGUCACCGUUGCAGGAAGGGGAGGAGCCUCUCUGUCAGCACUAUUGUCACAAUAUCCUGGGAGGAUACCUCUGCUCCUGUCGCCAUGGAUACGAGCUGCAGCCUAACAACAGGACCUGCCAAUAUAAAACCUACGAGGUGUCGAUCCCGGGUCACGCCGAUCUUCUCCUGUGCGGAAGCGAAGCUCCGGCGCCGAUCGUGAGCUCCUCUAACGAGGUGCGGCUGGAAUAUCACACCGACCAGAGAGGAGACAGCCGGGGCUGGAGGCUGGAGUACACCACAGAGCGAGUGCAAUGCCCAUCACCCAGAAGUAUCUCUCAUGGCAGAGUGACCCCACAAUUCACAGAGUAUCGGUUCAGAGAUUACAUCAGAGUCAAGUGUGACACCGGCUACAAGCUGAUGAUGGGAGAGAAGGAGAUCGGGGGAUAUUUCUCCAUGUGUAAGAGUGAUGGACAGUGGCACCUCCCCCUGCCUGAGUGUCGCAUAAUAGACUGUGGGACACCUUCCAACCUGCUAAACGGAGGAGUGCAGUUUCUCUCUGGCUCUCUCAAUCAGUACCAGUCUGUCAUCCAGUAUCACUGCAGCGCGCCUUACUACGUCCUGGAGAGAGGGGUCUCUGACGUGUACAGAUGUGAAGCUCAGGGCUACUGGAGGUCUUUGAAUGACAGUCUGGAUUUGCCAAAAUGUGUUGCAGUGUGUGGAGAGCCCGAGAGCAAGCACUCUGAUUUCGGCCGUAUCUUUGGAGGCAGAGAGGCAGAGCCUGGUCAGAUCCCCUGGCAGGUCUAUGUUAAUGAUCCAAAAGGAGGAGGAUCUCUGAUCUCUGACCGAUGGGUCCUCACAGCUGCUCAUGUGGUUGAGGGCAAGGACAGUCUGCUGAUGUACGGGGGGACAGCGGACAUUGAGAAUAUAGAGAGCUCCAAGAACGCUGUAACUCUGCAGAGUCAGAAGAUCUUCAUCCACCCAGGAUACCUGGAAGACCCUAAAAGUGGAAAACAUAUCAAUUAUGACAAUGAUAUCGCCCUGGUCAAACUGAAAUCCCGCGUACCCCUGGGACCCCAUCUUCUCCCCAUCUGUCUCCCCGAGAGGAAAGAUGAUGGGACUCUUAUUUCCGAAAGACUGGGGUUUGUUUCAGGAUGGGGCAGGACAGAACAUGGCACACUGAGCUCGAAACUGUUGUAUGUUGAGAUCCCUGUGAAGGACAGAGACACCUGCUCUAAGAACAAAGACGGAAAACCACUGGAGCAGAUGUUCACUGAGAACAUGUUCUGUGCUGGUGAGAAGGGCAAAGAUAGCUGCCAUGGGGACAGUGGGGGUCCCUUCUUCCUCCGAGAGUUUCGGAGAGGAGCAGGAGGACAGAUAGAAAGGGGUCCAUUCCGUCUCUAUGGCGUUGUGUCCUGGGGGUUGUACUGUAGGGAAAGGGGUUACUACACUAAAGUGGACAAUUACCUGGGUUGGAUCAGAGAGACCAUGGAAAGAGAGGAGAGGCAUAGCGGAGAAUGAAAAAGACUAAAUUACACCUAAGAGCACAGGAUUUGUAAACAAGUUCAUGAACCAUAUAAUCCAAUGUAAGUUCAAAGCAGAUACUAUCUUUCACUGUAGGCAGGAUAGAGCCAGGAUAGAUCAUAUGUUUGGUUAAACCAAAUGUUUGAAUACAUUAUUAAAGUGAAAUCCAUGGUCCAUAUACGAAUAUAUGAUUAAGAGGCAGGGUGAACGUGGGAGGCCUGUUUUAUGCGCAAGCACAAAAUAAUGCUGUACAAUAAUUCCCAAUGCAAGGAAAUGAAGAAAAAAUGCUGGAUAGGAAGAUGAAAAGUCGUUAUUGAGCAAACUGGGGGAAAAAAUGUAGUGCUUUGGGAGUUUUUGGUUAAAAAUAAAAGGAGCCACUGCUGAAAAGAAAGCUGUUGAUUUUUAG